Lytechinus variegatus (green sea urchin) is the source of this 1729-nucleotide messenger RNA. RefSeq names its product deoxycytidylate deaminase-like. The record is from RefSeq and is a predicted model, not a curated record. The coding region runs from base 181 to 744 and encodes 187 amino acids. Gene Ontology annotation, cellular component: cytoplasm. Gene Ontology annotation, molecular function: zinc ion binding; dCMP deaminase activity. Gene Ontology annotation, biological process: dTMP biosynthetic process; dUMP biosynthetic process. NCBI's taxonomy places the organism in Eukaryota, Metazoa, Echinodermata, Echinoidea, Temnopleuroida, Toxopneustidae. The transcript is spliced from 5 exons.
GCACUUUGUCUGAAUAAAUGAAGUCGUUCAGGUGAAACUUUGUUCAUAAACACGUCGCUUCAACCGAUCUCUAAAAGAUCUCGAAACUUAGAUCUCCAUUCUGAAUCGUGUCUUUUUCUGAGGCAUAUGGAAUGCCUGAUACAUAUAACUGUCUAAAUAAUUUAAAGGAUACUAAUAAAAAUGAUGAACGGAAGCACUGAGAAGAAAUCAACCGAGGAAUCACAUAAUAAUAAUACAAUAUUCCAUAUAGGUCCCAGGAAGGAAUUCUUGAGCGAUGACGAGUACUUCAUGAUUACAGCUCAUUUAACUGCUCAAAGGAGUAAAGAUCCAGUUACACCGGUGGGAGCAUGCAUAGUAACCUCGGAUGGCAAGCUGGCCGGUACUGGUUUUAACAAAAUGCCAGACGGAUGUCUAGAUGAUGAGUUCCCAUGGGACGAACGUGAUCUCAAAAAUAAAUAUGAUACCAAGUUUCCCUACGUGACUCACGCAGAGCUUAACGCAUUGAUGGAGAAGCAGGGAUGUGACGUCAGAGGGGGUAAGAUUUAUAUAACGCUGUUUCCCUGCAACGACUGUGCCAAGAUGAUCAUACAAGCAGGCAUUAAACACGUCUUCUACGCCUCUGAUAAGUACAGGGAUAGUAACAUCUACCUCAUGAAAGCAUCUGAAAUGAUGAUGGACUCUGCUGGAGUUACAUAUACGAAACUCCGACCUACCUCAAUUGUCAUAUCUCCUGAAGAAGAGUAAGAAAUCAUUCUAGCCAUACCAACAGUACGACUGAUGAUACUGCGACCGAAGAAGAAAUGUCAUAUGCAUAAAGAAGGAUAAGAACAGUAACUGGUUGUCAUUGGUGUAGAAUACGAUGAAUAUGAUACGAUAUUAUUUUUUGUGUCAUUUAAGCUUUUAAAUUUAUGCGUUAUACAUUGAUAAAGAGAUGAAAUUCAGAAUUAUAGAAGUCUACGUUGAUACCUCAUUUCAAUUACUUAUGAAGUUUAGAAGAGCGGAAGAUAUGUUUACCAUUUUUUAGCAUAAUAAUUGGUGUUAUUCAGAUGAUUUCUCAGAAUAUAAUAUGAUAAACCCUACCUCUUUACCUAUUUUAAUGCAUGAUCUUCACUGUUCAAAGUUUAUGUAAAUGAUAUGACAAAAUGAUUAUGAUAUGAAUUUUAGUCCCUCAUUCUUUCAAAUUUCCCAUAGAAUCAUCUAAAAUAUAAUCAACUUUAUUGGCAUUGUUGUGUUUUUUCUUACCUUUACCUUUUAAUCAAUCAUCAAAAAUAUACUUUUCAAUAGACUCAACUUCAUAAAUAUUAGUUUAUUAGUGGGAAUUACUUUUAUAUUGUCAAUUAACAUGUUCACUGUAUAGAUUACUGUUUAUUAUAAAUAUUUAAUGGGCAUUACUUUUAUAUCGUAUAUAUUACUUUUCUUUUACCACGAAAUAAUGGGCAUUAAAAUAUAUCAGUAGUCAUUACCUUUCUUUAGCAAGUAAAAAUGUUUAUAGCAUUCUUGCAAAAGGAUUCUAUCCAUUACACGAUUUUGAUGGGCAUUAUUUUUUUAUAUUAUAUUUACAUACGCUUAAUUUAAUCACUUUAGUGAAGCAUCUUUGAUUUCUAUUUCAUUCUAUGAACACAUGUAGAUAAUUUUUGUUUUCAAUAUUGUGUAUGAAUCAAAAUAAUCUGUGAUUGUUGGAGAUGAAAGGUAUUCUUAAACAGGAAUGAAAACCGAAAUGAAAAUUGCA